GCCGGAGCUCGGCCCCGCAGUGCAGAGGCUGCGGUGCGGUUGAUCGCGGGAGCUGGCCCUGCGGGGACCCCGGGGGGGAGGGGGAGCCGGAAAGCCCCCGCAGAGGCCGUCGCUGUGGGGCCUCCCCUCCCCCCCCGGGCGGGCGCCAUGCGGGGGGGUUCCGGCGACGCGGAGCGGCGGCAGCGCUGGAGUCGCCUGUUCGAGGAGCUGGACAGCAACAAGGACGGCCGCGUGGACGUGCACGAGUUGCGCCAGGGGCUGGCCAGGCUGGGAGGGGGCGAUCCCGACGGUGCACAGCAGGGCAUCUCCUCCGAGGGGGACGCUGAUCCAGAUGGUGGCCUCAGCCUGGAGGAAUUCACCCGCUACCUGCAGGAGCGGGAGCAGCGCCUUCUGCUCAUGUUUCACAGCCUUGACCGGAACCAGGAUGGUCACAUCGAUGUCUCUGAGAUUCAGCAGAGCUUCCGAGCACUGGGCAUCUCUAUCUCGCUGGAGCAGGCAGAGAAAAUCCUACACAGCAUGGACCGCGAUGGCACCAUGACCAUUGAUUGGCAGGAAUGGCGAGACCACUUUCUGCUGCACUCUCUGGAGAAUGUGGAGGAUGUCCUGUAUUUCUGGAAGCAUUCUACGGUCCUGGACAUUGGGGAGUGCCUGACGGUACCUGAUGAGUUCUCCAAGCAGGAGAAACUUACCGGCAUGUGGUGGAAGCAGCUGGUGGCUGGCGCAGUGGCCGGCGCUGUGUCGCGGACAGGCACAGCUCCUCUGGACCGUCUCAAGGUCUUCAUGCAGGUCCACGCCUCCAAGUCCAACCGGCUCAACAUCCUAGGGGGCCUGCGGAACAUGAUUCAAGAAGGGGGCAUCUUGUCCCUCUGGCGGGGCAAUGGUAUCAACGUGCUCAAGAUCGCCCCUGAGUCAGCCAUCAAGUUCAUGGCUUAUGAACAGAUCAAGCGGGCCAUCCGGGGGCAGCAAGAGACGCUGCACGUUCAGGAGCGCUUCGUGGCUGGCUCCCUGGCCGGGGCCACAGCUCAAACCAUCAUAUACCCCAUGGAGGUACUGAAGACAAGGCUGACUCUACGGAAAACUGGCCAGUACAAGGGGCUCCUGGACUGUGCAAGGCGGAUCCUGGAGCGUGAAGGGCCCCGUGCCUUCUACCGUGGCUACCUGCCCAAUGUGCUGGGCAUCAUCCCCUAUGCUGGAAUCGAUCUAGCCGUCUACGAGACUCUGAAGAAUCGCUGGCUUCAGCAGUACAGCCACGAAUCAGCAAACCCAGGCAUUCUCGUGCUCCUGGCCUGUGGCACCAUCUCCAGCACCUGCGGCCAGAUUGCUAGUUACCCUCUGGCACUGGUCCGGACCCGAAUGCAGGCCCAAGCCUCCACUGAGGGUGGCCCACAGGUCUCCAUGGUGGGUCUGCUUCGACACAUCUUAUCCCAGGAGGGUGUGUGGGGCCUCUACCGGGGCAUUGCCCCCAACUUCAUGAAGGUCAUUCCAGCCGUAAGCAUCUCCUACGUGGUCUACGAGAACAUGAAGCAGGCCCUGGGGGUCACAUCCAGGUGAGGGACCGGGAACCUGUCGCCCCAAGAUUCCCUCAUCUUCAUCACGGCAUCUCCCAUGCUGAUGUCCUCAACCGCCGGAAACUAAUGGCCUGACCAGUGGUUCCUAAUCCCCCAACCAAGCCGCUGGAUACCAGUACCCAAGGCCCAGGUCACUGGCCCUGUGUUCUGACAUCUGUACCACUAGGUCCCACUCUUUGGCCACUGGAUCCCAGUACUGGAUCCUCGACUUCACAGAGAGACUCCCAGACCCCAAAUGCUGUACCUCACACAUCACUUGAGAUGCAGAACUAUCCACAUUCUGGCCCUGAGCCCUUAUCCCCAAACCCCUUGACCCUGCUCAUCCACACACCAGAGCUGGAUCCUGCUUUUCCCUGCCUCACCCACUAGGUGCUGGGCCACCCUGUGCAACAACAGAUGGUCCCAGUGCCCCAAGCAUGAAGGCACACAUCGAUGUAUCCUGUAACCCAGAUCUCAGAUUCUUCAGGCACCAGACCCUCAGGCCUCACUAGACCUGAGACCCUAAAUCUGCUGGUGAGCUCCCUGUCACUCGCCUCAUAGUCUGGAUUCUAGAAGCCAGGAACUCUUAGCCACAGGGUCCUGACGGAGCAAUGCCAAGAUCCUGGGUUACUGGAUCCCAGAUCCCUCACCCCAAACAAUUCUUUUACCUCAACUUGGAGUUUCAUGCCUUUCUGCUUUGACUGCCGGAUCUACAUUUUAACACACCCUCAAUCUCUUGUCACUGGAUCCAAGAGUCCCAAGGCCUAACCCCCUGGAUUCUGGUUCCGUGAACCACCGAUGUGUGAGCUUCAGGGUGGAUUUUAGAUGCCACAGCUGUUCAAUCUCAGAUCCCAGAUUCCUUCAACCCCUUCUCUGGAUACCAGCCAUAGAAGACCAAGCUCUCCCAGACACUACCAGGUUCCAAGCCCUUUGCUCCUGUACCCCAAGUUCUCAGUCUACUCCCUAAGUCUAGAUCCCAGCAGCCCAGUGGCAGCAUCUCAGAUCCCACAGGCACCCAGUAUCCCAGACACACCCUGGAGCUGAUUCCCACUGCAUUCCACACCAUCAGGGAUCCUUCUGGAAGCCCAGACCCUGGACUAGUAGCUCCACACCAGGCAGUAAGGGAAUGGUAUGUAUGUCCCACACCAUACCCCACAUGAAUGCUGAAUCUCCCCACAGCUAGGACACACCUCCACUCCUCCACCACUCCCCCAAAUCACCUCCCUCCCCAUCUCCCUCUCUGCAAUGUCUUCCAUACCCCUGCCCACCUGCCAGGCUAGUAACUUCCCAGAGCCCAGGUUCCUCUGGGAGGGUCUGGUCUGCUUACUCAUGGGUGGGGACUUGCCAGGUGAAGCCAGGCGACACAGCCAAGGGGACCUUCUGCAUCCCAGCACUGCCAGCCCUGCUCGGGCCUCAGAAAGUCACAAUUAAGGACCAAUACACAGCAUCCUUCCUGAAACCCAGCAUCCAGUAUGCAAAAUGAAACAACCCCAGACUGACUCGGGGUCUAUUUUUCUACCAGACAGAGAGCAAAGUCCCCUGACUCCCCACCACAUUCCCGUACCCUCCGCACUUCAACAUUGGAUUCUGAGCUUAGGAUAAGUGGGGAGGCCCUGCUCAACUCCCCGAUCUCUGGGGACCCCAUCAAAGGACUGUAAAAGGAACUAGGAUGUUGAGGGGCAAGAGGACCCCACCAUGGCUUCCACCUCUCCCUCCAGCCUACACCACGUCCGUCUCUCUGCCCGUGUAUGUCAUUUCAAGGGAAGAGAAUAAAUUUUCUAAGCUCUUUCA
Messenger RNA from Microtus ochrogaster (prairie vole), 3338 nucleotides. RefSeq names its product solute carrier family 25 member 23 (gene Slc25a23). Gene Ontology annotation, cellular component: mitochondrial inner membrane. Gene Ontology annotation, molecular function: calcium ion binding. The record is from RefSeq and is a predicted model, not a curated record. Gene Ontology annotation, biological process: transmembrane transport. Lineage: Eukaryota; Metazoa; Chordata; Mammalia; Rodentia; Cricetidae.